AAUUACCAUUAACUGCUAGUGCCACAUAUCAGUUGUGGAUGAUUAUUAAAGAGAAGUCUUGAAGGAGAGUAAAGCUUUUCUUAGUUGAGAUAGCUGCCACAAACUAUCUUUGCAGCAUCAAAUGGAAAUUUAGUUUACUCAAAGGCUUCGGACUGCGCAAACAUAGAAAACUGAAGUAAGAAGACAUCGCGGAAAAACUACAGCAUAUGAAGUAAAGUCUGGAAGGGAAAAUCUGCUAUUAUAGAAGAAGGAGUUCCAAGAAAUAUCUGCAGGAUUUUCAAUUAGCCAGUAUUUUUAAUAAGCAAGGUUUCUACAUUAAUUAAAAGACUAAAAGGGAUAAACAUUUUCAGCAAACCCAAAUGGACUACUAUCAGGAUGCAGUCAUAUUUGUAACGGGUGCCACCGGUUUUGUGGGCAAAACAUUAUUGGAAAAGCUUCUCUGGAGCUUUCCUCAGAUCAACUGCAUCUAUAUAUUGAUACGAGAGAAAAAUAGCAAGAAACCCCAGCAGCGUUUCAAUGAAUUUUGUUCGCAUAAAAUAUUUGAGCGUGUGCGUGCCCAUUGUCCACAGCGCAUGCGUAAAUUGAAAUUUUUGGCGGGAGAUAUUGAAAGAGAGGAUUUUGGCCUUAGCAAUGUGGAUAAGAAAGUUUUGUGUGCUGAGGUGAAUAUAAUUUUUCAUAGUGCAGCCACGGUACGAUUCAAUGAGCGCCUGAAAGUUGCUGCCAGAGUUAAUGCUGUUGCCACAUGGAAUUUAUUGGAAAUGUGUAAAGAUAUGCCAUUACUGAAGAGUUUCGUUUAUGUCUCCACGGCCUAUUGUAAUCCCGGCCGCAAAUAUGUUCAUGAGGAAAUCUAUCCCACAAUUCCACCAGUCGACUGGAGAUUCUUUGUAAGUUGUUCUUUGAAAAUUCCCGAUGAAUAUUUCGACAGUUUGGCUAAUUAUAUAAAGGGACCUCAUCCAAAUACUUACACCUUUACCAAAUCAAUAGCCGAACAAAUUGUCAACGAUUAUAAAAGUCAGCUGCCCAUAGUUAUUGUAAGGCCCUCAAUUGUUACAGCCUCACAUCGUGAACCCUAUCCCGGAUGGAUAGAUAAUAUUCAAGGUAUAACUGGCAUAAUGAUGGAGAUAGGCAAGGGAUCCUUAAGCAGCAUUUUGGGGGAUAAGGAUAUUAUAUGUGACAUAAUACCCGUGGACUAUGUGGUUAACUCCUUGAUAAUGACAGCAACUAGAGCUACACUGGGAAGAAUUUAUAUAUCCAAUUGCACUUCUGGAGUCAGCAAUCCCAUUACUUGGGAUCGCCUGGGUUGUCUAACACUCAAAUGGUCUCGCAUUUAUCCCACAAAGAAAGUGUUCAUGUUUCCCUAUUUUCGCUAUCGCAAAAACUUUCUUAUGCACGAUAUAGCAGUUUAUGUAUUGCAUUACAUACCGGCUCUGCUAAUGGACUUGAUAACUCUGCUAAUGGGUGGUAAGCGUAAAAUGGUCUUGCCCAUAGCCAAGAAAUUUCGACAGGCCUGUUUAGCUGGCAAAUGUUUUUCUUUAAAUGAAUGGAUUUUUAAGAACAAUAGUCGUUACUAUUUCGAAGAAAUUUUGGCUUCCGGAGCCUUCCCUUGUCUUUAUUGGAAUCUAAAAGACAUGGACUAUGAGAUUUAUAUACGUCAAUUUGUCAUAGGAAUACAAAAAUAUUUGCAUCAGGAAAGAUUUCGAGAAAAUGCACAUAAAUGGCAGAUAACGAGAUUAUACUGGUCCUGGAUAUUUUUACAUGUUUUCCUUAGUUUGUUACUUAUCUUUUUUAUAUUUUAG
Molecule: messenger RNA, 1796 nt
Organism: Stomoxys calcitrans (stable fly)
Lineage: Eukaryota; Metazoa; Arthropoda; Insecta; Diptera; Muscidae
Product: putative fatty acyl-CoA reductase CG5065
Exons: 8
Coding region: 360-1796 (478 amino acids)
Biological process (GO): long-chain fatty-acyl-CoA metabolic process
Cellular component (GO): peroxisome
Molecular function (GO): alcohol-forming very long-chain fatty acyl-CoA reductase (NADP+) activity
Source: RefSeq, a predicted model, not a curated record